Molecule: messenger RNA, 378 nt
Organism: Cooperia oncophora
Lineage: Eukaryota; Metazoa; Nematoda; Chromadorea; Rhabditida; Trichostrongylidae
Source: the annotation of a GenBank genome assembly
AUGAAGCGGAUUGAUGGUACGAAGUGCGCCAGUACGGGACCGUUCUCUCUGUUGUCAUCAGCUGUUCAGGAAUCUCAGAUAGGGUUGUUUAUCCUGUGCUACCAAGACUACUCAGACCGAUGUGGAACCAUCCGGCCUGGGCCGAAGACCGUGUUCUUCUGGGCUCCCGUCAUGAAAUGGAGUCUUGUAUUGGCUGGCAUUGCAGAUUUUGCUCGUCCAGCAGAUAAACUCUCACCUGCUCAGGUAAGAUCCAUGGUCCUGAAAGGAGCCGUCUGGGCACGAUAUAGUUUUGUUAUUAUUCCGGUAAAUUACACAUUGGCUAGUGUAAACAUCUUUUCUGAUGUGUGUCGGCUUGACACAACUUUGCCGAAUCGCUGA